Salvelinus fontinalis (brook trout) is the source of this 5683-nucleotide messenger RNA. Its product is annotated as protein SSXT-like. Gene Ontology annotation, molecular function: transcription coactivator activity. Lineage: Eukaryota; Metazoa; Chordata; Actinopteri; Salmoniformes; Salmonidae. Gene Ontology annotation, cellular component: nucleus. Bases 221 to 1462 code for a protein of 413 amino acids. The transcript is spliced from 12 exons. Gene Ontology annotation, biological process: positive regulation of transcription by RNA polymerase II. The record is from RefSeq and is a predicted model, not a curated record.
ACAAAUCACGGUGGAUCAUAAAUAAUGACUCAUUGUUGUUUGUAGAUCAGUCAAUCAGUCACAAUUUUCCCAUGAUACAUUGCGGAUUUGAUCCUCUCGAACACGGCCAUGGACUACAUCACAGAAUAACAUCAGAUGUUGCUAUUCUAAACUGUCUGCUUUGAGUUCUACAGAUUUGUUAGUUGUUUAGUUGUAUGUUUUAGCUUUAUAUGAAAACACCAUGUCGGUGGCGUUUGCACCUCACAGACAACGUGGAAAGGGUGAUAUAACACCCGCUGGAAUUCAAAAGUUACUGGAUGAGAACAAUCAGCUGAUUCAAUGUAUAAUGGAUUUCCAGAGCAAAGGAAAGACCGCAGAAUGUUCACAGUACCAACAAAUGCUCCACAGAAAUUUGGUUUACCUGGCCACGAUAGCAGACUCCAAUCAGAACAUGCAGUCUCUGCUCCCUGCUAAGUGUGACUCCCCUACUCCUCCAGAGGUAAAGCUUGAACCACCCACUCAGAACAUGCCCAUGGGCCCUGGUGGGAUGAAUCAGAGUGGAGCGCCUGGCCCCCAGCCCCCCCACGGACACAACAUGCCCUCGGAGGGCAUGGUCAGUGGCGGCCCCACUGCCCCACACAUGCAGAACCAGAUGAACGGACAGAUGCCUGGGCCCAAUCACAUGCCCAUGCAGGGCCCCGGGCCUGGCCCCAACCAGCCUCCCAACAUGCCCGGCAGUGGCGCCAUGAACAUGCCCCCCAGCAGCCACGGCUCCAUGGGCGGCUACAACCACGCUGUGCCCUCGUCUCAGGGCAUGCCUGCCCAGGGCCAGAUGAACAUGCCCCAGGGACAGGGACCCAUGGGCAACUACGGCCCCCGGCCCAACAUGAACAUGCAGCCUAACCAAGGCCCCAUGAUGCACCAGCAGCCUCCCUCCCAGCAGUACAACAUGCCCCCUGGGGGUGGUGGGCAGCACUACCAGGGCCAGCAGAAUCCCAUGGGCAUGAUGGGUCAGGUCAACCCAGGCAACCAUGUCAUGGGGCAGAGGCCCAUGCCCCCUUACAGACCCCCACAGCAAGGACCCCCUCAGCAGUACCCAGGGCAGGAAGACUACUAUGGGGACCAGUACAGUCACGCAGGACAGGGAGCUUCAGAAGAGCGAGACCCAGCAGCCAACCAACAGUCCCCCUAUGAAAAAGAUCAUGGAAAUGCACAGUAUGGCCAGCAGCAGGAGGCCUACCAGCAAGGUCCUCCUCAACAGCAGGGCUACCCCCCACAGCAGCAGUACCCCGGACAGCAGGGCUAUCCUGGACAGCAACAGGGUUAUGGUCCAUCCCAGGGAGCUCCAGGCCAGUACCCCCAGGGUUACCCCCAGGGACAGGGGCAGCAGUACGGGGCCUACCGGGGCCCCCAGCCCGGGCCCCCUCAGGCCCAGCAACAACGCCCAUACCCAGGCUACGACCAGGGACACAUGAGGAAAUAAAGACCCGGGGAUUUGAACCCCUGACUAGCUCUGUAAGAAGCAAAGGUAAUGGUUGCUGUGAAGACGUCACCUCAACGUCAAAUCUGGACGUUUGACCUGUUCGCCUAGCCGUGAUCUGCAUUUGUUAUGUUUCUCCUCCUGUCUUCUGUUUAAACAUCUGAUUUCUUUACGUCUUUUUGUAACCAGGGGUCGAACUUUAUGCUUGAGGUCUUCAAAUAUAUCAAGCACAAUCUGUAGGGGAACUUGAGAAAAUGUAGAUGGUUUGGAAUUGACAAAAUCAAAAAUACAACUCGCCAUACUUUGGUUAAUAUUUAUAUUUUUUUCAUGCAAUUAACUGCAUUUUAAUGUUUUAUGUGUCAUUUAUUAAUAAUUAUGCACUGUGUAGAAAUAGUAUCUGAUCAAAGUAAUAGUCAAAUUGAAACUGAAAAUCUGAAAUAUGUUACUAAUGACAAUUGUGUUCCUAAAGAGCAGCCACUUUCGACCCCUGUUUAGAAAUGAACCUUUAAAAUACCAACAAAAAAACAUCCCUCCUAUCAUAUUAAAUGCACAAGUCACAGAGCAGCAUUUUGCCUAAUGCUGCAGUAUACUAAUAAGAAGUUGCGUCCCUCCUUUCAUUAGCUUUUCUGAGGCCAUGCUCCCACCUGCUGGUUAAAUCCAGCCAAUGCAGCCAAACAGGAAUAGUCUGCAUCUGUGACAUAAGGUUGAUAGCUACCACAGAUGUGUUUGUUUGCAUCCUAUUUAGAUAUAUAAAUAUGAGCUUUUCUCAAGUAAAUGCCUGUUUAUUCAGAUGUUUGAAUGAGAAGUCAUUAAGAUGUGUCCAUUUACAGUACUUUCUUCCUUCCUCCACAGGGUCAAUAUGGAAAUUACCAGCAAUGAGAGAUGGUCAUGGCAGUCAACAAGAGCCCUGCUCUGACCUCUAAACUCGGCUGCAGAUCACUGAGACACCCUCUCUCACACACACACACACGCACACACUUUGUGGUCCUUAUGUGAAAAGUGUAACUUUUGUUAAUGUCGAUAAUGAGAUGAUUUUGUCCACUUCCAUCACUUUGCUUCUGGUCUGUGUUGGUCUCAAAGCAGCGAUGCCUUAAAACGAAACAGAGCUGCCUUAUACAGAGCCCUGCAGAUUGUGAAAUGGGCAAAAAUAACAAGUUACAUUCAUUUUUGGGAUAUAACAGGACAGAAUUGUACAGAUCUGAACUUCACACUCAUGUAGUGCAAUGUUUCUCCAUCCAAUAGCCCCCCCCCCCCCGUUCAUAAGAAGCAAUAAUGCCAAUGGGAGGGGUGGGACAGAGGCAGCGUGAGGAGAUCUUGCAUCUGAAACAAAAUUCUGUUAGGCCAUGGUACAUGUCAAGGUCAACAUGUGUGAUGAUGUAAAAAUCAAUUUUAUGCUUUUUAGAUUAAGCUAACUUUGUAUAAGAAUUUGGAGACUCUUGUUGAAUAUUGUUUUUUUUUUUCUGAACUAUGUCUAUUGAUGUCAUUUUUUUGUUGUCGUGAUGACAUUGUAUUCAUCCCCCAUUUUGUUUGUUCUUUUGUUAUUUGUUCCCCCUGAAUUCUCUAUGCUUCUUCAGUGACUUGUACAAAGAAUAUGUGCUUGGGGUGAACAAAUCGGAUGCCUUGGUUUUAUGAAUGGGUUGUAUAUAGAAAGCUCUCAAACAGAACACCCAUGUGCAUUGAAGCAUCAGUGCUGAAACAUUAUUUCUUUGGGAAGCAGAAGCAGAACAUGACCUGUGAGUAGGGCUGAAUACUGACUUGAGAUAUACAGUGCAUUCAGGGAAGUUCAGACCCCUUGACUUUUUCCACAUCUUGUUACGUUACAGCCUUAUUCUAAGACGUAUAAAAUCGUUUUUUCCCCCUCAUCAAUCUACACAAUGGAAAUAUCACAUUUACUUAAGUAUUCAGAUCCUUUACUCAGUACUUUGUAGAAGCAUCUUUGGCAGCGAUUACAGCCUUGAGUCUUCUUGGGUAUGUAUUUGGGGAGUUUAUCCGAUUCUUCUGUGCAGAUCCUCUAAUGCUCUGUCAGGUUGGAGGAGGAGCGUACACAGAAUAGCACAGCUAUUUUCAGGUCUCCAGAGAUGUUCGAUCAUGUUCAACUCCAGGCUCUGGCUGAGCCACUCAAUGACUUUCAGAGACUUGUCCAGAAUCCACUCCUGUGUUGUCUUGUCCUUGUGCUUAGGGUCGUUGUCCUUUUGGAAGGUGAACAUUCGCCCCAAUAUUGAGGUCCUGAUCGCUCUGGAGCAGGUUUUCAUCAAGGAUCUCUGUACUUUGCUCCAUUCAUCUUUCCCCCAUUCAUCUUUCCUUCGAUCUUGAUUAAUCUACCAGUCCCUGCUGCUGAAAAACAUCCUGACAUGAUGCUGCCAGGUUUCCUCCAGAUGUGACGCUUGGCAUUCAGGCCAAUGAGUUCAAUCUUGGUUUCAUCAGAUCAGAGCAUCUUGAAUCCUUUAGGUGCCUUUUGGCAAACUCCAAGCUGGCUGCCGUGCCUUUUACUGAGGAGUGGCUUCCUUCUGACCACUACCAUAAAGGCCUGAUCGGAGAGCUGCAGAUAUUGCUGUCCUCCUGGAACAUUCUCCCAUCUCCACAGAGGAACUCUGGAGCUCUGUCAGAAUGACCAUUGGGUUCUUGGUCACCUCCCUGACCAAGGUCUUUCUCUCCCGAUUGCUCAGCUCUAGGAAGAGUUUUGGUGGUUCCAAACUUCCAUUUAAGAAUGGAGGCCACUGUGUUCUUGGGGACCUUCAAUGCUGCAGAAAUGUUUUGGUACCCUUCCCCAGAUCUGUGCUUUGACACAAUCCUGUCUCAGAACUCUACGGACAAUUCUUUCUACCUUAUGGAUUGGUUUUUGCUCUGACAUGCACUGUCAACUGUGGGACCUUACAUAGACAGGUGUGUGCCUUUCCAAAUCAUGUCCAAUCAAUUGAAUUUACCACAGGUGGACUCCAAGUUGUAGAAACACUUCAAGGAUGAUCAAUGGAAACAGGAUGCACCUGAGCUCAAUUUGGAGUCUCAUAGCAAAGGGUCUGAAUAGUUUUGUAAAUAGGGUUAUUUCUGUAAAAAAAAAGAAAAUCAAUUUGCAAACAUUUCCACAAAAUAACUUAUCUUUUUAAUUAUGGGGUAUUGUGUGUAGAUUGAGGAUUGUUUAAAAUUUCAAUCAAUUUUAGAAUAAGGCUGUAACGUUACAAAAUAUGGAAAAAGUGAAGGUGUGUAAAUACUUUCCGAAUGCACUGUGUGUGUAAAACCGCGCUGAGCCCAUACUCCUAAAGUGUCUGAUUUAGGAUAGCUGAUUUUCAAUCAGGUUUUCCUUGGCUAUCACAAUGUGAAGGACUACAUGGACCCGAGAUCAGCACUCCUACUCUGAGACGCUUUAUGAAUAGGGCACCUGAAUGCUUCCAAUGCCCCCUGCUACUCCUAAAGGUUAAAGUUAGUAGCAUCUACAGUAUCUGUUGUCAGAAUAUGGCCUUGGCGCUUCAGUGUGCUCUGUUAAUGGACAGCUGGUUAAGGGCUUUAUUCAGUUGGGGGAUAUUCCAAACGUAUGUCUUAAUGUACAUCCGACACAGAUCUCUGUUCCAUGUGAUGGAGAAUAGUGUCUGCUCAAUACAUAACAUUUUUUAUUUGCAACUUUAUGAACAUUAUGUCCAUACUGAAUAUUCCCAUUAUGGGACUGAGGGAGUGCUUUGACCACAGACUGUCCAAUCAGACUCACUCGUACAUUCAGUAUAAUCAGUCCCACAUAAGCUUCUUUCAGUCUGAUGGAGUCUUCUUUACAAUGACGGAAGCCAUUUUCCCCCCAGAAUAAACUUGUAAUUCAAAGUGUCAUGUUGUACGUUACCACCAACUGAAUGUGAGUUAGGUACAAUAUUACAUAAAACACUCAGAGGGAGUGUCUUGUGAAGCUUUGAGAUACAUUUCCAUUAAUGUCAUGCAACAUCUUAUGCUUGUACAGACUUUAGUUGUGUUAUUCUAUUAAACCUUGGGCUUGAUACACUAUUACUACAUGGACACACCAUGCACAUGUUACAGAGAAGAGAAAUGUAUAAUUGAUUUCCAGUCAGCCUCAAAGAUACUAACCUUGGUAUACUGUAGUACAUAUCUUGUAAUUAAUGUUUUGUUUUUCAUUCAGCACCCUGUAGCCAAUAUGAUGGGGUCGUUACUGUAAGUGUCAUUGUGAUGUUAAAUGGUACAGUAGGUCACUGUGGAAAAACUGCAACAAUAAAUUGCUAGAAUUUU